Molecule: messenger RNA, 792 nt
Organism: Plasmodium cynomolgi strain B
Lineage: Eukaryota; Apicomplexa; Aconoidasida; Haemosporida; Plasmodiidae
Exons: 7
Coding region: 1-792 (263 amino acids)
Source: RefSeq, a predicted model, not a curated record
AUGGACCCAUACAAGUUUAACAGCUGGAUCCGAAUUUUAAUAUGCCUUUGUUCUAUCGGCGCGUACCUUUUGAUUGCUCUGAUGUUGCCUUUGUUCGUGGCAGUGCACAACUUCGAAACAAGGUUCGGGAUUUUCUUCGUCUCUCCCUAUAAUGACAACAAGUACAUUUCGUGGUAUAAGUUUGAAGGUCACAUUUGCAGCAGCGAUAAGCUGCACGAAGAAACAUCCAAGACGAAGAAUUACGCCAAGGAGACAAGGUCCAUCCUGUGCGGCUCCAUAAAUUUCCUUAAACAUUAUUUUUUAAUAGUCUUCAUAAUCACAGCAAUAAACCUAUUGAUAGUCAAAGGCAUGCUGAUAUACACGCAUUUCCGAGAGCACCCCGAAUCCUUUGCGCUCAAGCACGUGCACUUUUGCAACAAGCUGAUCAUGUUUGGAAAAACGCACUACCUGCACGCCGGGUUCUACAUUCUCAUGGCGGACUUCCUGUCUCACUUUUUGAUCAUCAUUUUUGUGAAGAGAGAUAAAACAAUCUUAAAAUGCGUAUGCGAAUUGGAGCUUUUGCCCUGGGAAAAGAAGCAGAAGCUGCACACCCACAACGCGGACUACAAUGACACUUUGAUUAGUCCCGCCGAGCUGACAAAUUACCUCCACGCCAUGUUUCAGGAAGAGCACAUAACAGAGGACCAACUCAAAAAUUUCUUCGGAACGGACAACUACGAACAGAUUUACUACAUCAUAAUGAAUAAUGUGAAAACUCAGAAGCAGAUGGCGUAUGCGAAUGCGUACCCGUAG